Agrilus planipennis (emerald ash borer) is the source of this 2635-nucleotide messenger RNA. It is a transcript of the gene Tango5, whose product is annotated as vacuole membrane protein 1. Lineage: Eukaryota; Metazoa; Arthropoda; Insecta; Coleoptera; Buprestidae. Gene Ontology annotation, biological process: autophagy; Golgi organization. Gene Ontology annotation, cellular component: endomembrane system; membrane; endoplasmic reticulum. The record is from RefSeq and is a predicted model, not a curated record. The transcript is spliced from 8 exons. Bases 92 to 1549 code for a protein of 485 amino acids.
UAGUGUUGGUAGUUCAUGUACUCUUAAAAAAAUGAGUAGUGAAUAACAUUCGUUGAAUUUUUGUUAUUAUAGUGAAUUGAUAGUUCAAGUCAUGGGUGGCAAACGAAUUAGGUCUAGAAAUGCUCAAAACUCGAUAUCGGUUUCAAAUUUAUCUACUAGAUCUUCCAUAUCUGAAUCACAGGAUAACACAAAUUUGGUUCGAAGCAAAACCACUGAGGACCUUCUUGCUUAUACUAAAGACCAAUUAAAAGCAGAAUGCAGAAAACGAGGCCAGAAGACCUCUGGCACUAAAAUUGAAUUGUUGCAAAGGCUGGGCCUCAAGAUGUCGGGGAACGCGAAAGUCAAAGAACCGACAGCUAAUGGGAAUAGCGUAUUUGAAAUUGCUUCUAAUAAAAAAACGAACUCUACUUCGAAACACAAAAAGCAGGGCGAGAAGCUGGAAAGGGAAAGCCUCGUGUUGUGGCGACGACCCUUAAAGACGUUAGAAUAUUUUUUUAAAGAAGUUUUUGUCCUCUUGUAUACAUAUGGAAACAAAUUACUACAGUUUAAGAAGACAGUCUUAGUAAUAGCUAUUCUACUAAUUUCACUAACAGUAGUUUCUAAGACCGCUGGUCCCCACCAGUAUGUAGUACAAGAAAUUUAUAAGACAUCAAUGUGGUGUUUCUAUUGGAUAGGUUUAGGAAUAUUGUCGUCUGUAGGACUGGGUACGGGACUACACACAUUCCUGUUAUAUUUAGGACCUCAUAUUGCUCAAGUCACUUUGGCAGCGUACGAGUGUGGUUCUUUAAACUUCCCAGAGCCGCCAUAUCCUGACGACAUAGUUUGUCCAAAUGAGGCAGAUCCUAGUCAAAUUGUCUCGAUAUGGUCAAUAAUGUCAAAAGUCAGAUUAGAAGCAAUGUGCUGGGGCGCUGGUACUGCAUUGGGCGAGUUGCCUCCCUAUUUCAUGGCAAGGGCAGCGAGACUGUCAGGGUAUGAUCCUGAUGACGAUGAUGAAUUAAGGGAAUUCGAAGAGUUGCAGAGGAAAGAAAUAAAUCGGGAAAAUCUAACUCUAAUGGAAAAGGGGAAACUUUUUGUGGAACAUAUUGUACAGAAAGUUGGUUUCCUUGGAAUUCUGGCUUGUGCAAGUAUCCCGAAUCCCCUAUUCGACCUUGCUGGCAUCACGUGUGGACAUUUUCUCGUUCCGUUCUGGACCUUUUUCGGUGCCACGUUAAUCGGUAAGGCCAUAAUAAAAAUGCACAUCCAAAAACUAUUCGUUAUCAUUGCGUUUAACGAGACAUUGAUAAGUACUGCGGUUGAGUGGCUCGCAGUCGUGCCAGUGAUCGGUAUCAAACUUCAGGAACCGUUCAAGGCAUUCCUUGAAAGCCAGAAAUUAAAACUUCACCGACAGAGGGGCAGUCCAGAAAUACGGGAGAAGGGAAGUCUCCUGAGCAGUGUGUUCGAGAAGUUCGUGGUCGCCAUGAUCCUUUAUUUCGUUGUGUCAAUUAUCAACUCUUUGGCGCAGAGCUAUCACAAGCGACUGCACAAGAAGAAGAUAGCACGAUCGGAUUAGCCAAAACGGUAGGACUGAGUUUAUCAAUAUUCUUUUAAAAUUAUUAGACCAAAAUGGUUUUUGUUAUUCGGAUUUCUUCAUUUUUCUUUUAGUGGACAAAAGAAGUUUAAAAAGAAUUAAUUGAAAUAGAGUAAUAUAUUAGUGAUUUUUCUUUAGAGUGUAGAUGUAUGAAUUUUCGGUACCAUAGUACCCUCGAGGGUAGUUUUUGUAAGGGCGUGCAAGGUUGUUAUUUUCUUUUGUGAGUAAUGUGUGGGUGAAAUUCGACGUAUUUAAAUAUAUAAUAAUAGAAAAGGUCGCACUUUCUUAAUCUUGGUUUUCUGUGUGGUGAAAAUAAUGUUUUUUUUUUAGGAAAAAAUCUUUUAUAAGUUUAUUCUUGUUUUAAUGAUGGCGAAUUGUUUUAUGAAAAAUGUAUUAAAUUCUCUUCUUUCUUUUAUGUACUUACACGCUAUUUGUUUCAGCUAAAAAAAUUUGUUUUUGUGUUGUUUUAGAAAUGAAAGUAUAAUAUUAUACAAAAAUUCAUUGUAAUUCGCUUUAUGUAGUAUGUAUUUAUUCCUGAAUGAGUUAAUUAGGAUUUUUUUGUAUUAUUAGGGGAACUUCAAAUUAAUUGUUUGGAAUGGUAAAGAGUUACUUUCUUAUUAGAAUUAGUUAUCUAUAAGUAAUUUUGAGUUUGGGUAAACUGAAAUUAUUUUCACCUCAGAGAUAAUAUGGCGAUUGGAUUAGUGCGAUUCGAAUUAUGUAAUUUUAAGUAGGAAAUAUGAAAACUAUGGAUGUUUUUUUAACGAAGUAUCAUUCGUUGUGAUUGUUCAAAAGUGAUUGUUUAUACAAGACGAAUCUUUUUAUUUAUUUAUUAUCAAUCAGUUUUACUUUGCAUAGCGAUCAGUGGUGUUAUUAGUUAUUAUAAACUACUAUACAUAUUAUAGUGAAGACCAAAUUUGCCAUUCCUGUUGUUCAGUAGGAUUAAUGAAUAUGUAAUACCAGUAUUUAUCUUGGAAACCUGUAAAUUGAUUAAUUAUGUUGAUUGCUAAGCAAUAAAAAAUGUAAAUUGUGAAGUUUUUAAAAAAUAAUGAGUUGGUGUGCUUUAUAUUA